This is a messenger RNA of Rhizophagus irregularis DAOM 181602=DAOM 197198, 387 nucleotides long. Lineage: Eukaryota; Fungi; Glomeromycota; Glomeromycetes; Glomerales; Glomeraceae. The record is from RefSeq and is a predicted model, not a curated record.
AUGAGGUACUGUGACAAGUUUUUCGGAAGAACGACAAACAAUGAUAUUUCGAUGUGUCGUCGAAAUGCCGUAUUUAUAAUUACGGCAUUACGGCAAAAUGGGAAUUUGGCCUUAAAAUAUAAAGCUUUAAAAGCAGGCGGAAGUUGGCUAACAAAGGAACGCCAGAAAUUUGAAAAUUUUACCGAAGAAAAAUUUCAAAGUUUUUACCAAUCAGCUGCAAUAAAUAUCGAAGUUAUAAAUGUUUUUCAUGAAAAUCAAGAUGCUGUUUCAAUUUUUGUAAAUGGAAAUCUAACAAGUCUAACCGGAUACAAAAAUGUGUAUAAGAGACAGNAAAGGGAAGUUGCUCGAAUGUUUACUACAGUCGACUCUAACGAAUCAGCCAAUUAA